Juglans microcarpa x Juglans regia is the source of this 1527-nucleotide messenger RNA. Its product is annotated as altered inheritance of mitochondria protein 32-like. Bases 183 to 1271 code for a protein of 362 amino acids. The record is from RefSeq and is a predicted model, not a curated record. The transcript is spliced from 5 exons. Lineage: Eukaryota; Viridiplantae; Streptophyta; Magnoliopsida; Fagales; Juglandaceae.
CCAAAAGCCAAAUCGCACGGCGCAAAACCUCCAGGUGUUAAUGACGCCCCACAGGCCACACUCCCUCGCUUCUAUUUGAGCAUUUUGAGCAUUGUUCACGCUUCUUCUCUCACUCAUUUCCGCCACUACCAUCCGCAUUGCCUCUCGCGUGUUCGAACUUAACUAUUGCCUUAGCCUUCACCAUGGCCUCCGAUGAUCUCUCGAACCUCGCCAACAGCAACGAUGACGACGAGAAGUAUGGGUUUACUCGACCGGAGAUGUACAAGGAAAGUCUCGCUGGCACCGUCGGCGCAUACGACCGCCAUGUGUUCCUCUGUUACAAGAGCCCCGAGGCCUGGCCCUCGCGCGUCGAGGGCUCCGACUCCGAUCUGCUCCCCAGGCUCUUCUCCUCGGCUAUCAAAGGCCGCAAAGAUAGCAUACCUCUCAAGACGAACCUGACAAUAUUCGAGGGACGCGAGGGGACCUUCUCCGACGGAGACGUGUUGAUUUUCCCCGAAAUGAUCAAGUACAGGGGUUUGAAGGACUCAGAAGUGGAUAGCUUUGUGGAGGAUGUUCUUGUGAAUGGUAAGCCAUGGGCUUCGGGAGUGGAAGAGGUGUUGACUGGAUCGCAUGUUUUUGUGUGCUCUCAUGGUAGUCGAGAUCGGAGGUGUGGUGUUUGUGGACCGGUUCUAAUUGAAAAGCUUAAAGAGGAGAUUGAGUCACGGGAAUGGAAAGAUCAGGUAUUUGUUAGCCCAUGCUCACACAUUGGGGGGCACAAGUAUGCUGGGAAUGUGAUUAUCUACAGUCCAGGUCCCGAUGGAAAGAUAAUGGGUCAUUGGUAUGGCUAUGUUACUCCUGAUGAUGUCCCUGCAUUGCUUGAUCAGCAUAUUGGAAAGGGAGAGAUCAUAGAACACCUUUGGAGGGGGCAAUUGGGGGCCACUGCUGAGGAAGGUGGAAAGGCGGAUAAACAGAAGCUUCCUAAUGGGGAUGUGAAGAAAAUCAAGAAGAAGCCUGAAGAAAGCAGCACUAAGAGCAAGAAGGAUGAUGGGGCUGGCUGUUGCCAGGGUGCUAAUGGGUUUAGUUGUUGCAGAGAUGGAAGUUUGGAGCAGAACGGUGUGGGUGAAGAAAAGAAGCUGAAAGAAACGGUAUCAGGGCAUGAAAAGAAGGGGCUGGGUAAACUUUCUUUCUGGAUAGGAUCAUUGGAGCAAAGUGAAGUUCUCACAGCCGUUGCUGUGGUUAGUGCAGUGGCAGCAGUUGCUGUGGCCUAUAGCUUUUAUAGGAGGUCAGGCUGAAAUGUGCUAAUAUUACGCACAUGUUCAAGUUCGUUUGUGGAUCUAUAUACCCUGUUUUGUUUUUGUACAGGGAUGUGAUAGCUUCCAUAAAAUAAUCAUCUGAACCUCGUAUGUCUAUGGAAGGAAUAUUAUAGGUAUAUGUAACUUCUUCUAAGCAGGUGGGGAAUCACCGUGUACUUUUGCUGAUUUCAGAGAACAAUUUCUAUUCACUCCUUUUUAAAAAAUAAAAAUAAAAAAUUACUGGAGUUUGUUAUUA